Molecule: messenger RNA, 2048 nt
Organism: Alosa sapidissima (American shad)
Lineage: Eukaryota; Metazoa; Chordata; Actinopteri; Clupeiformes; Clupeidae
Gene: traip
Product: TRAF-interacting protein
Exons: 16
Coding region: 216-1571 (451 amino acids)
Source: RefSeq, a predicted model, not a curated record
CCCAUGACUGUUUGAAUUAAAAGCGGCAGACGCCGAUAGAGAGGCAUGCAUGCCACCUCGAUAAUAAUAGGAUAUAUUACUACAACAUAGUUGUUCAUUACUGACUUAAGAUGGGGCUUGUGUUACCUUGACUAUUUUAAGUGAAAACUUCAGAAUAGCCAGGAUAUAACGGAUAAGUUACAGCAUUACGUUAGCAAACCACUGUUGCCAUCAAAAUGCCUAUUCGGGCUUACUGCACCAUCUGUUCGGAUUUCUUUGACCACACCAGAGACGUGGCUGCCAUCCACUGCGGACAUACUUUCCAUUAUGACUGUCUGCUACAGUGGUUUCAGACAGCUCCUAACAAAACGUGUCCCCAGUGCAGGAAACAGGUGAGCACUAAACACAUCAUCAACAAGUUGUUUUUUGACAUUGGAGGAGAAGAGGAAGGAGGUUCAGUGGAUCCAGAGAAUUUACAGAAUGAGCUGGGCCGUUUGAGGGCUGUCUUGAGUACGAAAGAGCGAGACUGCCGUGACAAACAGAAGCUUAUUGAGAACUUAAAACAGAUAGCGGAGAAGCUAAAGCAGGAAUCGGAACGUCUGAAGAAAGACAUUGGAGAUAAGGAAAUGGUCUGCUCAGUUUUACGGAAAGAGCUGAGGAACCUGGAGAAGCAACAUCUGGACAGCCAAGCAGCCAAGGAAGAGGCGCGUCAGCUACGGGUCAGACUGAAGACCUACGAGAGUUUAGAUACAGUACUGCAGGGCCAGAGGGAUGAGGUGGAGGCCAUGAUCUCUGACAUGGGAGUCGGCCAGUCAGCUGUGGAGCAGCUCUCAAUCUACUGCGUCUCACUCAAGAAGGAGUAUGACAGCCUGAAAAGUAGCUUCCGCUCCACCAAUGAGAUGUGUGAGAAACUCAGGAGGGAGGUGUUCAUUUCCAACAACAAGUUGCAGAAGGCCAAUAUGGAGGUAAACCAGACUAAAGAGGAUAUGCUCGCUGCCCAGAAGGACCUGACUAAUGCUGACAAAGAAAUCACAAGUCUGAAGAAGAAAGUGGAGAUCCUACAGAAGACCCUCAGCACACCCUCCCGCACCAACGAUGCAAUUAGCCGACUGGUGUUUGAGAGUCCUGCCCCUCUGGAACUGAAGCCGUGCCUCCAUCGGCCAGAGCACGAUCAGGACAUUGACCUAAACCUGACUUUUGACGUGCCGACACCUGAGCAAACUGAGCGCAAGCCCUCACACAGCCAUGCACCUGCCAAGAAGAUGCGCCUAGACUCCACAGGAUCGUCACCACACCAUUCAGAGAAUUCUUCUGAGACCAAGAAAUCCCACGUGAAAGAUCCCACCGAUCCGUUUUUACGGCACUCUCUUCUGUUCAGGAAGAAAGCAUUUGGAAGCAUGCUGGAUCCCCAUAGCAAACCUGGAGUGGUGAGGACCGGGUAUGAUGGCCUUGGAGGAAGGACCAAAUUUAUUCAGCCUUCUCCACUGGCUGGGCUUCGGCCGCUGGCUGUUAAGGCGAAGAGGAAGAAGGUUUCCCGUCCACCAAUGGGAAGGCUUCCCACCAGUCUGACACUUGACAACUUCCUGGAGUGAGCAAGGACAUGGCCUGUGGGCAGGCCUGACACAGAGGACAUGCGCACGGGAGUCUGGCUUGCAUAUGGGCAAGUGCAAGCGUACAGUACAGGGGCACUUGUGUAUGUGUGUGUGUGUGUGUGUGUGUGUAUGCGUCUGUAUGUUUAUGAUUCAUCAACUACACAAAACAGCUGUAGUCCUCAGCAGUAUGAUGUUUUCCUUUUUACAUUAUGUGACCCAAAUAGUAGUUGACCCUGAAACGGAUCUGACACAUAACCACACUGUAACAGGACGGAGUCCUUUUUGGUGUUUACUGCUAUUCGUGGAUGUCAGGUGAUGAGCAAGCAUGUUAGUCCUGACCAUGCACAGAAUGAUCAUCUGUUAUUCAAAGUAGAUUUUUUUUUUAAUUUAAUGUCUGUCAACCAUGCAUUGAUUGUAGAUAUUUAUAUAUAUAUGAAUUGUACAGCUGUUAGAGUUUUAAUAAAGUAGGUUUUUUUU